Molecule: messenger RNA, 1653 nt
Organism: Penicillium oxalicum
Lineage: Eukaryota; Fungi; Ascomycota; Eurotiomycetes; Eurotiales; Aspergillaceae
Product: putative MFS myo-inositol transporter
Exons: 3
Coding region: 1-1653 (550 amino acids)
Biological process (GO): transmembrane transport
Cellular component (GO): membrane
Molecular function (GO): myo-inositol:proton symporter activity
Source: RefSeq, a predicted model, not a curated record
AUGUCUUUAAGUAGUGAGAUCGGAGAUUCCGGGUCACAAGCGCCUCUCCUUGCGGAGACCGACGCUUAUCCAGACAAUGAUCCUGAGGCGGCCCCAAGCGACGAUGGUCAGUCCAUGUCCGAUUCGCAGUAUUCAGGUGGAUGGUUUAUCUGGAGCUUGACAUUUUCCGCUGGGCUCAGCGGCUUGCUGUUUGGCUACGAUACCGGUGUCAUCUCGUCUACGCUUGUGACUGUCGGCUCCGAACUGUCUGGUCGAGCGCUUACAACGCUUGACGAGAGUGCGAUCACCUCGUGUACAAGCUUGUUUGCGCUCAUAGCUUGUCCAUUCACCGGCAUAUUAGCAGACAAGUACGGCCGUCGACGCAUCAUUCUUGUUGCCGAUGUUCUCUUUGCUCUAGGAGCAAUACUGCAGGCCUCUACCAGCCAAGUAUGGGGCAUGAUCGCCGGCCGUAGUAUUGUCGGCCUAGCUGUCGGUAGCGCAAGUGCAGUGACACCAAUGUAUAUUUCGGAGGUGGCGCCCUCGCACAUCAGAGGACGACUGGUUGUUAUCCUAGCUCUUCUCAUAACCGGUGGCCAGGUCGUGGCUUAUAUCAUUGGAUGGCUUUUUUCUGAAUCGGCGGGGGGCUGGCGCUGGAUCGUUGGCUUGGGCGCAGCGCCUGCGAUUGUGCAAUUUGCCAUCAUCCUUCUGCUGCCAGAGACACCCCGCUGGCUCGUCAAGAUGGGAUUCGAUCAUAGAGCCGUCGAGGUGCUUUCACGCAUCUACCAUGAUUCACCGAGCUGUGAUCGUAUCGUUCGACGGGUCAUGCGGGACAUCAAAGGUGAGAUUGCCGAAGAGAAAUUGCAGAGAGAUCCGAGCGAAGAUCAGGACAGUCGGCCGCAGUGGCUCCUCGACAUCUACCAACGAGCUCGCGUUCUCUUCCACGAGGGCGGGAACCGCCGCGCCUUGACAAUCGCAAUGAUGCUCCAGGCUCUUCAACAGCUUUGCGGCUUUAACAGUCUGAUGUACUUCUCGGGGAUCAUCUUCUCAGCUCUAUCCUUUUCUUCACCCACGUUGACUUCAUUGACUGUGGCUGGAACCAACUUCAUUUUCACACUGGUCGCUUUUGUGCUGAUUGAUAGAAUCGGCCGACGGCGUAUCCUGCUGUAUUCUGUGCCGGUCAUGGUUGUCUCGCUCUUGUUGUGUGCUGUGGCAUUUUCUUCAUUGGAUAUUUCUUUGGAUCCCCAGGUGCCACCUGCAAGGCCAACUGGCUCCCUGGACGAGGCAGGGUCGACAUACGCCGUGGUCAUUCUCGCGUGCCUGAGCAUCUUCACAGCCGCAUACGCAUUCGGCAUUGGAAAUGUGCCCUGGCAACAGUCAGAAUUAUUCCCGCUGAACGUAAGGUCCACGGGUUCGGGACUGGCGACAGCAACGAACUGGGGUUGCAACUUCAUCGUAGGCCUCACUUUUCUCCCGAUGAUGAAGUGGCUGUCUCCUACUUGGACAUUUGCCGUGUAUGCACUGAUUUGUGCUCUUGGGUGGCUUGCUAUUUGGAGGAUCUACCCAGAACUGAGCGGACUCGGCCUCGAAGAAGUCAAAGGUCUCCUAGCUCAUAGUUGGGGCGUUGAACAAACCCUCAGAAGGCGAUCAAACUCGCAGCGAGAACAGGAUAUUUGA